GCCGCCCGCCGGAGGCCGCACGGCGCAGGCCCGCCGCAGCGCAGCCGCUCUGAGGUGAGUGUCCUACCGCGCAAUCUCCAGCUCCUCCAGCCCCGGCGCAGCCGCAGCAACGCGGGGGCCCCCGCCGGCCGCCAGCACCCCCGGCCCCGCCGCCCCGCGCUGGGCCGCGCCGCCCCGGGAGGGGGCCCGGGGGACCGCGGGGCCGCGGGGGGGUCGGGAAGGCCUCGCGGAGCCCUCUCGGCUUUGGGGGGGGGGAUGGGAUGGGGAUCGGGCCGGGCCCACACGCGCGGGGCAGCGCCGGGCCGAGCGCGGGAGGAGCGGCGGGGGCAGCGGGGACCCCUCUGCCAUUUUGUGCGCCCCGCCGCCAGUUGUUUCUAUUUCGGCCCUUCUGUAGUUCUGCCGUUCCUUCCCGCUUUGCUUUCUCUUUAUUUUCCUUCUUUUUUCCUUCUUUUUUUCUUUUUUAAUUUUCCCACCUCCCCCUUUUCUAUUUCCCCUCCCUUUUAUUUUUUUUCUUUAAUUUUUUUCCUUUCCCCUUUUUUAUCUUUUUCCUUUUUAUCUAAUUUUCCUUUUAAUUUUUUUUUAUUUUCCUUUUUUUUUUGCUUUUCCCUUUUAUUUUUUCAUCUUUUUCCUGUUAUUUUUUCCUUUUCCCCCUUUCUAUUUUUGUUUUUCCCUAUUUUUCCCUUUUUAAUUUUUCCUUUAUUUUUUAAAAUUUUCUCCUUUUUUCCCCUUAUAAUUUUUUAAUUCUUUUAUUUUCUCUUAAUUUUUUUCUCCUUAACAUUUUCUUACUUUUUUUCAUCUCCCUCGUUAUUUUUCCCUCCCUCCAUUUUUAAUUUUCUUUUUAAGUUUUCCCCCAUUUUUCACUCCCUUCUUAUUUUAUUUUUCCCUUUUUAAUAUUUCUAUUAUCCUCUGUUUUAAUUUUUCCCCCUCUCUUUAUUUUUUUUCUCCACUCUUAAUUUUUUUCUUUUAUCCCCUUUUUAGUGUUUCCUCCUUUUAGGUUUUCCCCCUUUUCCUUCCUGUUAAGUUUUUUUUACUUCCCUUUAUUAUUAUUAUUAUUUAUUUUAUUUUUUUUACUUUUUCACCCAUUUAAUUUUUUUCUUUUUUCACAUUUAUAUUUUUCCCCCUUUUCCUCCUCCUUUAUUUUUUUAUUUUUUAUUUUUCCCCAUUUCCUCCCCCCUUUUUUUUUUCCUUCUUUUUUAUUUUCCCUUCUUUUUCCCCCUUUUAAGUUUGUCCCUCUUGUUUACCUCUUCCCUUUAUUCCUCCUCCCCCCUCUUAUUGGGCUGCAUUGUGGCCAGAGGGCUCCCACUGCUUCCUGAGCUGUUUGGGAUUGGGAACCAUCACAGAGCACAAAAUCCCCACCCUAAAUGUGCACAGGAAGAGCUCUUUUGCAUCUACAGCUAAUUUUGAUAACGUGCAGAAAUUUUUUCUGCGUGUAUCUUCAAGAUUUGGAUCUUUGCUCCCCCCACGUAGAAUCUGAGACCUUUUGGCAUGGCGUGGUUCUGUCUUUGGCAUGGUGUGGUUCUUUGGCCUCGCUGCUGCCUGGCUGAUUUAUGUCAUUUUUCACAGUUUUAUGCAUUUAUGCUUUGGUGUUACCUUGGCUGUUGGGUCACUUGCAGCGUUUUGCUCAUCUUUAGAGCAGUGGGGUUGCUGUUUUCAUGCCCUGAUAGUGGGGGAACGGAUGAGAAAUCGUUCUGUCUUCUGCUUUUAAAUGUCUGUGGUAGAACAUUUGUGGGAAGGAGGAAGUAUCUGACUGUGAUGGCUGCUUUGGAAGGUUCAGAAUCACGGUGAUUUACAUUGGAGUUUUGGUCUUUUCCAUGAUGGCUGGGGAUCACGUUGACUUCCUUUAGGAUUUUGGUCUUGUCCAGCAUGGCUAAGGAUCAUGUUGGGAUUUGUUCUUGUCCAUCAUGGCAAAGGAUCACAAUGACUUUCUCUGGGAUUUUGAUCUUGUUCAUUACGGAUGAGGAUCACGUUGACAUUCUUUGGGGUUUUGGUCUCAUCCAUCAUGGAUGAGGAUCACAUGGACUUUCUUUGGGGUUUCUGUCUCAUUCGUUAUGGAUGAGGAUCACAGUGACUUUCUUUGGGUUUUUGGUCUUGUCUGCCAUCAUGGGUGAGGAUCACGUUGACUUUCUUUGGGGUUUUGGUAUCCUUCAUUAUGGCUAAGUGCUAUGAUGUAGACUUAAAUCAUCUCAUACAUGAUUUUCUUCACUCCGAUGGAGCUUUGUGUCACAUUUUUUAGGGCUCUCACAUUGUUUAGGUGCAGACUUUGCACUGAGUUGGCUCUCACUGCCAUAAAUCCAGUGGUGUGUGUGGCAUUGGGAAAAUGCAUAGCAUAAACCUCAUAGAGGAUGAUGAGCAAAGGCUGCAUUGUAACUCCUGCCACACAGUGCUUUUAUGCUUGGUAGUAAUUAGGCUUUAAUUACUGGCUUUAUUAAGCCCCGUGACUGGUCAGCUGCACAGAUGUCAGCUUUUAAUUUUAGGUAUUUUGGUGUGAGGACUACCAAAAGUGUUGGAAUUUGCUGUUUUUUCCACUGCUCACGAACCUGAAUCAUCUUUGGUAGAUUUAUCACAACCUGCUUGGCUUCUGGCAGGCUCAAGCCUGGAGGCUUUGAGCUUUGUAACGAAAAUGAAGCAUGAAUGGCCACAGGAUCGUGGGUUGGGAGCCCUGGGAGAUUCCAUUCAACCUCCCUGGAGGCUUUGGGUUCUUUUUCAUAUAUUUUAUUUUAUUUUUCUGCUGUAGCCUUUUAUGAUCUGGAAAGCAGCCCAGAAAAUAACUUCUAGGAAGGAAGCUGGGUUCAGUGCCUCUGUAGGAUGUCCUUGCAUCCCUUCUACCAUGAAAAUUUAAUAGAUCUUCAUGCAUAAUGCUGUCAAUAGAACUUAGCUCCUGUUGGUUUUCAGUGCAAGUGCUGCUGUAGAGUUCAACUUUGGACUUCUACUGCUGUUCCUGAAGGAAGUCCAGAGGAAGGAUGUAUCGUUAGCUUUAUUUUUGUACCAGUGAUUAUCCAGUAAUGGAGUUCUUGAAUAAAAUAAUUUUGUGAUACACUCCUUGGUCUUUUAAAAUAACUUGGUGCGUGGUGGGGAUCUCGCCUGCUUUGCUCUGAGUUGUAACUGUAGUAGAAAAAAUGGAAAAUGGUGCUGAGGUGGCACUUGGAGCAGAGGCUUUGUGACUCACCCGGCUCUCCUCUAACGAACUUCAUUAGCUGUUUGGUAAAUAGCCACUUGCUAAGGAUGCGUGUCUAAAAUUAGGAGCAGCUACAGCCAGCUGAGGAUAAGAGUUCCCUCUUUGGGAUUUCAGCUGCCAUACCAGAGGUGUGCAGCCCACUGAGGACCCCUGGGUGGCACAUGAGCAUGUCUUACUUGUGUUUAAAGGUAAUCUGUACCCUCGUGGUUUAAAACUACUCACCUCACAUCCAGUUUGGUGGUUGCUCAUGUUCCCACUGUUGAAAGUAGGGCUGUUGGCCUCUGCCAGCCCAACCCUAUUGACCUCUGCCAGCUCAACCCUUUCUUCUUGGCUCCCCCAACACUUUUCAGCUGUCUGGCAGAGGCUGGUUGGGUGUUUGGUUGUGGAUGAGUCACCCGUUGAGCUCCAAGGAGUCGGUGCUACUGAUGGAUAAGACAUUGGGGAGCUGGAAGCUGUAUCUAGUGGAGAGCAGCAGACAUCCAUCCUGCUGAUGUGUUGACAUCAAGGAAAUGGCAUUGUUUUUCAUCCUGUGCGAUGUAGAUGUUCAGAGACUUGUGCUGCACUUUGUAGGUAUAUUCCAUCUGAUCCUGGGUUCUAUAGAAGUGAGGAGCCCAGCAUUAAUUUGCAGUUGUUGUUUUUCACCUUUUUGUCCUGCUUUGUGGGUAGUGGGUCAUGUUGUGCGCAGUGCAUUGCUGUGCUAGGCUUCCUCACCUGCAUUAUUUUGGUUGGUGUUGAUGGUUUCCUGCCUCUGUGGGGGUCUGAUAAAAAGGAGUUUUGUGAUGGCUGUAAACUAAAAGAGGGGGGAUUUAGGUUAGAUGUUGGCAGGGUGUUGGAACUGGAUGGUCUUUGAGGUCCCCUCCAACCUACUCCAUUCCAUGGUUUUAUGACAAGUAAUGCAAUCAGAAAGAAACCAGUUCCCACCUACUGUUUAUUACAUAACCCUCUAAUUAAAGUCAUCAAACGGAGAUGACUCUGCGGCUUGGGAAACUUCCACCAUGUCUGGGUCAAAAAUACUUCCUCUGUGCUUUAUUUACAUUGCGACAUCCUCGAUGUUGUGUCAAUUAAUUCUUAUCCCCACAAGCUUAUUUUUGACUCCAGCUGUUGGAAUCUCCUGCUGUUUGGACCCCAAAAAGGUCCUUUAAUUCUUCAGUUUUCCCUAUAAAGGAAAGAGGACUUGAGGUAGUGCUGCUCCCUUUCUCCCUAGGAAGGCCAGGCUGAUGUGAAGCACUUCUCAUAGUUGCCUAGCACUGAAAGUUGUCUUUCCUUUUCUGCCUUAUUUCUGCACCAUAUCUUGGACUGAAAGGUAAAGCAUUGAGGUGGGUCUCUUGCCCAAGGAGCAAAUGAUGUGUGCUCCUGGGCUGGCCGUAAUGCUUAAACUCUGAUAAUGAGAAACAUACGUGGAUGGAGGUGGCGGUGAGGAAAUGUCAAAGACCUCCAAAACACAAAAUGCAGCAGCAAAUAAAAUACUGCCUUCUGUUUUCCAUGCACAGAGUAAAUGGUUGUGUGUUACAGCAGCCCCUAAAACCUCCCUCAGCUCCCACGUUAACAAACAUGAAGAGCAUGAACAGCCCCGUUUGUAUGUAGGCAUGUUUGUUAUAAACGUGCAAUAAAUGUUUCAUCUUUUAACAGAUUUAGUUUUGAGUGUUCAGCUUGCAUGGAAAACAGCUGCAUAAUAAGUGAUGUGCUUCAAGGAGCAAGGUGGCCAGGUUAACGAGCUCUCUGUUGGUCCCACAGAGGGGAAAAAUGUUCUAAAAAUGCACUUACAUUCAGCAUGCAGAUACUAAGGUAAUUGCAGAGUGGUCUCAUCUAGUUGAGCUGCAGAUAGACUUCCUGCCUGAAAAUCCAUAUCCCAUCCAAAACACAGCUGCUGAUGUUCUCCAGCACUUGGUGCCCAGUUUGCAGAGGUGGCAUAUUGCUUUUCCAGGGUUUUGCUCAUCAACUCGCAGCGUUCCUGCUGUGGAACCUUGCUCAUGGGUGCAAGCAGACGCUGUGUGCUUGGAGCAAAACGUGAGGGGUGGCUGAGGUCCUUUGGUUGGCUCACCAGAGGGUGGUGGGCACAGCCCUGAGCUGCCAGAGGCCAGGGAACAUUUGGAUGCUGCUCUCAGACAUAGGGUUUGGGUGGUGCUUUGUGGACUUUGAUGGUUUUUGUGGGUCCCUUCCAACUGGGAUGUCCUGUGAUCCAAUGGCUGUCCCCUUCCUCCCCUGGUCAAGGUGGAGCCUCCCCUCCAAAACCAAGUAUGAUCUCAGAGGUGUAGUUAAGCUUGGGUUUGGGGUGGGCCAUGCCAUGAUAGCCUCUGGGGCCCUUUCCAGCCUGACCCAUUCUAUGAGCUCCCUGCAGAACACAUCACCAACAGAACCACCCAGCUUUGUAGCCAGGCCUGCUACCUUAGGUCAGAGCUUGUGCAAUUUAGUGCAGAUAAUUUAAUUAGGGCUGUGCCCUGUGCCCUUACCACAUGGUAGAUGACAGCUAAGGCAACGUGAGGGCAAACAACACUGUUGGCCAAGUGCUCAGGGCAGCAGCCAUGGCCAACAGGUUGAUCUCUUGGUGUUGUUUCCAAAUCUCUUAUUCUAUUGCAUCCAAAUGUGCUGUUAUGUUGCCUCCUAACCCCCGUGAGCAUCUCAGUGCUGUCUGCCAACCACUGCCCUCUUGUGUGCUCCUCACAACGCUCCCAUUACGUUCCCUUGCAGCAGCCCAGUGUAACAGUAAUCCUUUCCCUCUAUAAAAGAGGAUUAAAAAUGGGAACAUUCGUACCUUAAUUCAGCCUGCCAGGGCUGUGCUCCAUCUUUUAGGCAGUAAUCCUGUCGGGAAAGGGCCAUCAGCAAACAGCAGAUCCUCCAGUCAUGCUGCUGAUGGGGUUAGCAAUUCUUCAAAUUAAUUCAAAAGCUGUAACAACUAGAGAAGAGCAACUCGCUUAGAAUGACAUAAAGGCCACAUGGUUCAGAGUAAAAUAAUUAGAAAUUGGGGUUUCUGUGGUUCUUGAAAUGAAAGUGUGCAAAUGGACAUAAUGGUACCUUUAAGGAUUCUGUUUGUCAGAUGCUUUGCUGUUCAGACUCCACUUACAUGCUUAAUAAACAGGUGUGAAAUCCCAUUUGUUUCUUCUCCAGGCGUUCUGUGUUUCCUGCAGCUCUUUUGGGUGAGAUGCUGAUGAGAAAGGCACAGUACAAGACAUGGGUUUGGUUUUCUAGGAUUUUUUUUUUUAGGGUUUUUUAUGCUGCGACUGUUGGCAUAGGGAUUAUUUUUCCAGCCUAAUUAAAAGGAUAAUUGCAUUAAGCCACAGGAGGACGCUGUGGGAUGACAAGAGAUGGAUUUCAGUCCCUCCUAGGGCUUGAGUUACUGUAUUUCUGCCAGUGAACGACCACUGCAAAUUCUCCAGAACAAUGGGAUUUUUGCAUUUCGAUGUGUGUUUUCAACGAGAUAGGGUAAUAAUAGAGAUACAAAUCAAUCUUGCUGAUGAUGGAUGGCAUUGUUUCCUUAUCAAAUCCACGUUACUAAUUCCAUCGAGGCACAUCAUUGAAUGGGCAUGGCAUCGAACCCUAUCUAAAGGUGAAUGAGUGAAUAAUAUUUAACCUGGGAGAGCCGUCAGCAGGUUGGAUGCUAUGCAGAGACUUCCAGCAGGUGUCUGAAGCCUCAUUUUAGGAAGAACACAAAGGCUUUGUUUUGCAUCCCCCUAAGAAAAGUCGGGUCUUGGUGUGGCUUGGCUGUGGCAGUGACAAGAGAUGGAACUGGGACCCAUCCAAAAUGGAUCAGAAUGUGGCUACAGCGGUCUGCUAUGAGGGCUGAUCAGCAGCAGUGGUUUAAGGCAUGAUUGCAAUUGUCCUCGUGCAAGUCUCAGUGCAUUCUCCCACCACUGAAACCUGCUGAUGAGAUGCUCACGGGAUGAAGAAGCACCUCUGCUUUGUGCCAGAACAGCAGAUCACAGUGAGAGACCAUCUCAGAUGCAGAAUUCCCCUCAAAUAGGACUUUAUUUUAUCAGUAAGCGGUGAGUGAUUAAUUUCUCACUGGAUCACUUUUCACUUAGGAAUUAUUCCAGGCUGUCUUUGCAGGGAGCUGGGAAUUCAUCAAAACCUAUUGCACCAAUGGAAAAUAGGUUUUAAAAUCAAACAACCUGCUGUGGUAAGUGCAUAGGACUCACACAGGACAAGUGCUUUCUAAUCUCAUCCCAUGCAAGGGUUGCAAACAAGCACCUGAGCAGUGCUGAGCACUGCCACCACCUCAUCACAGCUCCUGCAAGCAAUCCUUGUGCAAGAUGGGGGAAGUAAGAAGGUAGAGCAGCAGUGGUCUAUGUGCUGAUGGGGAAGCCCAUUUCCUAGCAGAGGUGCUGGUGCACAUGGCUGGAAACUACCACAGCACUGCAAGGAGAAGAGCCAGCAGCGCUGUUGCAUGGGGUUUAACAUGCCCAGAUCACAGCAACCCCCGAGAACAAAGGUGCCAGUGUGAUGGUGGUGGUUUCAUGCAAAGCAAAUGGCUUAUUUACAGGGCAGGCUUGAAUCCAUUAAAGGCAUAUUAAACUCCAGAUGCUCACCAACUUUACAAAAGGAGUGGAAGAAAGGGAGGAGGUGUUGCACAUUUUUUUUUUGGAUGAAAAAAAAAAAUCAGCUCUUUGAGCGUGGAGCAGCAUUUCAUUGCAGUUAAAAGCGUGAUGCUGGACCAGUGAGACAGAUUUGAUGUUGUUUUCCCUUUUUAAAGCUGGUUUUCAGACUGAGCUGCGUAGCGCCAGACGGUGCUGUGUGAUGUGUGGUUCCAUGCAGGAUGCUCGAUAUUGGGUCUGCAGCACAGGGAUCAAGCAGAAAAUGGAAAAGGGGAAACUAGGAGCGUUUCCAUUCCUUUGGAACUAAUAAGGAAAUGAGCCAGAGGGAUUAUUCUUGGCUAUGCCAAAUGGGCCCCCUCUCCAAGACCUCUAAAUUAACUUCAGGUGGGUCCAUCACCACCCAGCAGUCUGAGUUAUGUUUUAUGGAAGAAGCAGUGCUCUGUGCCUCAAUACCUUCGUGGGCUGCUGCAGCUCAGUUUUCUGCCUUUUACCUUGUGUCAUUUCUCAAUCUUUGCUUAUUCCAUACAGAAAGUGGAGCUGCUGUGGUGUCAGUGCCCAACGGGGGCCUUUUUCUCCUCCAAAACCUUCACUUAGGAGACAUUGUAGUGAUAGCAAGGAGUAUUCACCAAGAAAAGACAGGCAUUUUUUAUGAAGAAGUGAGUUUUGAAAGGAGAAACCUCCACCCAAAAUGUCCAAGCAGAGGAAAGGUCUGGUUGCAAACCCUGAAAAUAUAGAAUUUGGAGUUACAGCCCACACAGAGUGGGUCUGAGCCCUUCUCCUUCGGUCUUCAUUCACAUGGUCCAUGCUUUGCAUCCACAUGGAAAUCAUUUAAACAUCCCAAGAUGAUUUUCCAUCUGUUUUAUUCUUGUGUGGACAUCUCAUCUUUGGCUCAGUUUAAAGCACUCAUGAAACAACACUAUCAUGAGACGGUGGUAGAGGAGUUCCUCUAGUGGAGUAACCCUCAUGGCUUUAUGUCGAUGUGGUUACUUCUGUUGACACCACAGGUGACACUGAGUAGACACGAGCUCUAUUUUCAACCACGAGUCUUUGAAUUGAACGCAGAACUUACAGGUUUUGUGCUCCAUUUCUGUUGUUUUCUGCUGUUUCGGGUGGUCAGGUUUUGCUAUUUUGGGCUGCUUUUCUCCUCCAGCACCUCAUAUUCUUCCAGUUCUGGUGUCAGCAGUGCUUCAAAGGAGCUUCCGUUGUGACCACAAAGCAACUGCACUGCGUGGUGAGAUGACUUUAUCCUCGUUUCUCUGUUUUCAAGCAUUUUAAAAGAUCUUAAAAAUACUUCUGGCUCUCAUCCAAGGCUUCGGGACAAAGCCACAGCUACCAGGAAAUGUCUCCACAGGCAUGGUAUCCAUCGUCAUGGUAUCAGGGUUUCCUUGCACCUGAAAUUGUUUGCGUUUAUAAAGCAGAACAGGAAUGAAAGUUCAUUUUCUGGAACGAGGAGUGUUCAUUUCUGAAACGAAUCAAGAACAAUUUUUUCCUUUCAUGCUCUGUUCAAUAAUCCCUUUUCCAGUCCAUCAGAUCCAUGGCGGAGCUGCUUUGGGUGGUUCUUUGGUGGCUCUUCAGGUAGUUCUUCCUCUGUGCUCACAGCCUGAUUUCUACCAGGAAUCCUGCAGGAAUAACAUGAAAAGAUGGAUAAUACAAAUAAUUACCCAAACUUUCAACACACGGCUACAGGGCUUUUGCCCUUCAGAUGCUGGAAACGUUUGGGAAUUUUCCAGGAGGCAAAUGUGCAGACAUGAAAAGAGUGCAGAAGUUGGAAAAGUAGAAAUUUGGCACUGAGUGAAGUCAGCCAGUGGGUUAAACUGGAAUUGAUCCAAGUUACAAUGGUAGAAACGAGUUACUGAAGCUUGUAGUGUUGGGAUGUGCACGAUGGAGCAGGCUCCCGCAUCCACUGGAGAGUAAGUCCUGGUUUGUGGUAGAUGUGCAAUAGUUUCUUGCCCUUUUCCCAGCUUCUAUUUACUUUUAUAUAGCCUGGAAUGAUGAAGAUGAGGGUACAGAAAGGGCAGAGCCAGGUUCUGCUUGGUGGUGGAAGCGCAAUGUGUGCCUGUAAAAAUGAGAGCAAAUACCCACACAUUCCUGUCUGCUCUUUAUGGGCACCGAUGUGUUGAUGUUGGUCACCCAGCUGCUUGUUUUGCCCACUUAGGAAUGCAUGGCCCAUAGUUCCAGUUUGAGUGGUAUUGCCCUGGUUCAAGCAUUUUUCCUCCUAAAGAAAGCAGUGUCAGAAGCAUCGCUCAUUUUGCAAUCUCGUUUCCUGGGGAGCUGAGUGGUGGCUAUGCUUUGUCACAUAUAUUCUGGUAGUAUUUUUUUAUGAGGAUAAAUACUUCUUUAUUUCAAUGGAAAGCACUUUAUGUUGUAUGGCACCAUGGGGAAAAGAGCAGUGAACCACUUCAGACAAAGAAAGCCUAGUGGUUUGGGAAAAGCAUGGCCUGCUGUGCUGCUCCAUUAAGGUUUUGCCUGAAAUGUCCCUUCACUCCCCCCAUUUUUUUUCUGUAGUGAUAAUAAAAUAAGUUCAUUAGAAGAAGAUUAUGCUGGAUCUGUUUCCAACCAAAAGAUUUCAGUGCACCUUGGUGUCUCAGACCCUUCCUUACUGGAGGUAUUUGAAUUGGUGAACCCACUUUUUGGGUGGUUCUAAUAUCACAGUGUCUUGUAAACAAGGCUGAAUAAUGCCUGGUUCCAUUGUGAGCUGGAUUGUGAGUGGGAAGGUGGUUGGAGCUUUAACCUCCAUAGGUUUGUAAUGGUCUCACAACUGUAUUUCGGCAGGUUGGAGCUCCCUUAGUGCAUGCCUAUCUUAGAAACAGCCUAAACUCAUCUGUUGGGAGCCCAAAUUGAGUUUAAUUUCCAUUCAUACAUUUUAAGAACAUUUGGGGCUUCUCGUAGUGUUUCCCAGCCAAGAAACUCACUUUUCUGGAUAGGAAAUGCCAAAAUAAAGAGUCAGCUCCACCAUGAAGUUGGUAGCUCUUAGUGAAGCCAUUCAUUUUGUGAUUCUCGUUAUUAGAAGUGUAGGAGAGAAAACAGAGUGGGUUUGGCACGUUUGGCAUUUUGAGAAGCUCAAUACCACUUUUGGAAAGAUCUAGCUGGAUUUCUUUGUAUUGGGAAUUGAGAAACCAUUCUCAGAUUGCCUAGGUUGGAGUUAUCAUAGGAGGACAAAGGCUGUUGGAGAAAGAACCAUCGCUGUGCAAUCCUGUACGUGGAGCAAACCCAUCUGAAUCCCAUACUCAGAGAUAACCCAUCCUUAUCCCAUACAUGGAGCUAACCCACCCUAAAGCCAUGGACCUGCUGGCUGGAAGCUGUCCAUUGAGCAAGAGGAUGUGACUGCCCACAGCCAUUUUGGUAAUAAUGUGAUAUUUGGAAACUUACGUGCACGAUAGUGGGUUUUUGCUUGGCUCAUCCUAAGUCUCCUGUCAGUAUUUUCAUCUAUGAACUUCUUCUCAUCUCCAUUCAACACCGCAUGUGCCUCUGGCAUUUGAGCAGGAAGCUUUCCCUAAGUGCUGUCCAGGGAAUAUUCUCCCUGCAUUUGAGAUGCAGCUUUUGUUUCCCAUAAAGGAAUAAUAAAAAAAAUAACUGUGCUUGCAUCAAAUGUGGGAAAUGAUUUUGGAAGGGGUGGAUGAAUGUUUAGAGGAUGGGACUUGCUAAAAUAAUUGAUUUGCUGGUGGUGGUGUCUUCAGGUUGAAGCUGCCUUUGAGAGAACCGCUUUAUAAAUGCCCUUAGUGUUCAGUACACAAUGUUGUUGGUACUUCUUCCCAUGGCCUUGGAUGUGCCUUGCCCUUCUUCCUCUCCCAGAAUCAGGAUAAGACUCGGGUCAUCUCCUGCCUUCCACCAAACCUCCUGUCCUCAGCUUGAGGUGCUCCUCCUUCUCCUCCGUUCUUUCCAUGGAGCAUCCUACGUUUGUAAUCAUUCCUCUUGCAGUCUCUCAAGAAGUUGUUCUUGGUUGGUUUGGCCAAGAUAACUUUGGCCAAGAGCUCUUUCUCCUGGCAUGGAUCUCACGGUCCCAUUUUUCCUGCGUGGUUGGUCCUGAUGAUGUCAUUUUUGGACUCACCGUCAGCCUGAUGACUAUUUUGUCAUAGUGGCUGUCAUGCUGAUCAUUUGCAAAGCAUUGUGUAUUUCUGACAGGAUAUAUGUAUGAUAAAAGUUAUGGGAUGCUUUGGAAGAGCAGAGCUGCGUGUUGGCACGCUGUGGUUGAGUUGAUGGUGCAGUGCACCAUGGCCAGGUCUGUGCUCCUGACUCGCUCCUCCUGAAAAGCUGAACAGAUUUCUGUGGAGAGGGUGUGGUAAAGAGCUUUUAAUCCCGUGGACUUUUGACCCCAUUAUUAUGGCCACAAGGUCCCUCUGGUAUGUGAUGCAAUAGCAUGUGGUAUGCUGGUGCUUUCCCACCAAUACACAGUAGAUACCCACUGACAAAACCUGAGCAUCUCCUGCUCAGAUUUAUGUUCAUGCUGCAUGCUCUGGUGCCCUGCUGACUGAGCUACUGCUCUGCUCAGUGGUUUAGCACUUAGCUACAUUAAAUAAAUAUGCUUUAUGUAACGUUUAUGCUUAGGUUGUAAUGAUUAUGUCUACUUCCGGACUCUGGGCAAAUAGUGCAGCAAAAAUCAUCUCCAGAACACAACUUGCUGCCACUAAACCUCUGUACUGUAAUGCACAUCCUGGGAUGUUGAGGUUGGAGCAUCCUGUCUUGGUGUCAAAGUGGCAGAAAUAAGCUCCAGGCACCCAGCUUGGGAAUGCCAGGUGCGUGAAGACCUUUCCUCCAGCAGCGGUGCCUGCUUCUGGUGCUGUGCUGUGUAGUUGGGAAAUAGGAUUUUUCAGAACCUUUUCUACCUCCUGAAUCAGUAAUGUCCCUCCUGUGGAAGUCCGCUAGGGGAGUACCUAUUGAUGGAAGAACACGGCGUGACUCAAACAGAACACAUGGCCACCAUCGAGGCCCACGCAGUGGCCCAGCAGGUGCAGCAGGUCCACGUGGCCACCUACACGGAGCACAGCAUGCUGAGUGCCGACGAGGACUCACCUUCCUCACCCGAGGACACGUCCUAUGAUGACUCUGACAUCCUCAACUCCACAGCUGCCGAUGAGGUGACGGCCCACCUGGCUGCAGCAGGCCCUGUGGGGAUGGCAGCAGCUGCUGCUGUGGCAACGGGUAAGAAACGGAAGCGACCACACGUUUUUGAAUCCAACCCAUCCAUCCGUAAGAGGCAGCAGACGCGUUUGCUACGGAAGCUCCGUGCCACGCUGGAUGAGUACACCACCAGAGUGGGGCAGCAAGCCAUCGUCCUGUGCAUCUCACCCUCCAAACCCAACCCUGUCUUCAAAGUUUUUGGAGCUGCACCCUUGGAGAAUGUGGUACGCAAGUACAAGAGCAUGAUUCUGGAAGACCUGGAGUCGGCGCUGGCAGAACACGCUCCUGCACCUCAGGAGGUUAACUCAGAGUUACCACCCCUCACCAUUGAUGGCAUUCCAGUCUCAGUGGACAAGAUGACCCAGGCACAGCUGCGAGCGUUCAUCCCGGAGAUGCUGAAGUAUUCCACGGGUCGUGGGAAGCCAGGCUGGGGCAAGGAGAGCUGCAAGCCCAUUUGGUGGCCUGAGGACAUUCCCUGGGCCAACGUCCGAAGUGACGUGCGCACAGAGGAGCAGAAGCAGCGGGUGUCAUGGACCCAAGCACUGAGGACUAUCGUGAAGAACUGCUACAAGCAGCAUGGGCGCGAGGACCUGCUCUACGCAUUUGAGGAUCAGCAGACACAGCAACAGACCACAACCACACACAGUAUAGCACACCUGGUGCCCUCACAGACAGUGGUACAAACCUUCAGUAACCCUGAUGGCACUGUGUCCCUCAUCCAGGUUGGCACUGGUGCCACAGUUGCCACACUGGCUGACGCCUCCGAGCUGCCUACCACAGUUACCGUCGCACAAGUCAAUUAUUCUGCAGUGGCUGAUGGAGAGGUGGAGCAGAACUGGGCAACGCUACAGGGGGGUGAGAUGACCAUCCAGACAACGCAGGCGUCGGAGGCCACGCAGGCGGUAGCAUCAUUAGCAGAAGCAGCAGUGGCAGCAUCUCAGGAGAUGCAGCAAGGAGCAACUGUUACCAUGGCACUUAACAGUGAAGCAGCUGCCCACGCCGUAGCCACGCUGGCUGAAGCCACUCUUCAGGGUGGAGGACAGAUCGUCCUAUCUGGUGAAACAGCAGCAGCAGUGGGAGCACUCACUGGAGUCCAAGAUGCCAAUGGCAUCCUAGCAGCAGACUAUUCAGGCUACAAGUGGAGCCUAGCAGAGAGUUUAUCAGGCCUCGUGCAGAUCCCUGUCAGCAUGUACCAGACCGUGGUCACCAGCCUGGCCCAGGGCAACGGCCCAGUGCAGGUGGCGAUGGCACCGGUCACCACGCGGAUAGCGGACAGUGCCGUCACCGUGGACGGGCAGGCGGUGGAAGUGGUAACUUUGGAACAGUGACCAUAACCCACAGCAGGAUCACGAUGAUUUAUUUUUAUUUUUUUGAUGUUUUCUUUUUCUUUUUUUUUUUCUUUUUUUUUCUUUUUUUUUUUUCUCCUCGUCUCUUAUGCGAAUAAAUUUUUUUACGCCUAUCCAGAGAUGCAAUCAGGUGGCAUUGAGUCUCUCCGCUUCGGAAGCAAAAGAGUUUUGCUGACCAUUUUUAAUGAAAAAAAUAACGAAGGAUGCGUGUGUUAAGUGCGUCUUUGUAGCACCACCUUGGAGCAAGAAGCCCAGCACAGACGGGACUUCCAUUCUGAAGAGAUUAGAAAGGAGAAAAAAAAAAUACACACACACAAAAAUACAACUCCUUGGGCCCCUUUCCUCCCACAGUGGAUCAGAGCAGGGGAGCGCGGAUGCUCCCAUGUGGGGUGAAUUAGGUUUCAAAGAUUUUAACAUGGACUUUUAUAUUAAAAAAGUUUAAAAAAAAAAAAAAAAGGAAAGAAAAGAAAAGAAGAAGAAGAUUAAUAAUAGAGCUCGGGAAAGGCUUCUUUUGGGAAAAUGCAUUUGUGACUGCGGGGACAGCCCCUGAAGCCGCCGGUCCCGGAGCCCCGUGCGGGCGCGAGGACAGCUCGAUGACCGCCGCGCUUGGCUCCCCUGGUGCACACUGGAGACACAUUCUUCUUUCUCUGCUCUGGAAACCUGCCAUUUCAAUUCUUUCAUUGUUGUUUUUCAUGGUUUUUUUGUUGUUGUUGGUUUUUUUUUUGUUUUUUUUUUUUCUCUUUAUUAUUAUUAUAAUAAUUAUUGUUUCCUCUUCUGUCAAUUUGGAACGGAGCGGAAAUGCCUCCGGAGCUGUGCCGGGAGGGAUGCGGGGACACUACGACCAGCACAUGCCCCGAUCCUUUGCCAAAGAGCUGCAACCCCACCACCAACCCCGGACCCUUGGAGACCCCAAUUCAACCCCUUGGGGGACCCCUCUGGAGCCACGUGCCAGCCCCGCUCCUUGAGCAUCUCCUACAGCAUAGCCCCAUUGCCGCCACCCAACUCAACCCAACCCACGUCACCCAACGUCUCCCAAAGGAGGGGACAGCCCACGGGGGCAUUCUGGGGACAGAUCCUCCAGGACCUUCCAAAGGGACAAAGGCACCCCAGAAGCCCCCCACGGUGCGUGCUGGUUGUGUGUGGUAUUUAAUAUUUUUUUUAAUUAUUAUUAUUUUCAAGUGGCCAUUAACGAAGUUCUCCGCGUCUUUGCUCCGCCUUCGAGGAAGUUUUCAGAUUCUUGUAUUUACUUGUUUUAUAAGGAAAAUAUCAAAUGCUCUUUGUAUACACUUCUUCUGUACUUUAAACGAGGGGAGGGAAAUAUUUCCAUAAAAACAGCCCUGGUUUCUCCAGUUUGUUAUUAUUAUUUUUUUUAAUUAUUAUUUUUUAUCGUCGUUGUGAAGAUGUCGGUGGCUUUCAAGUCCGUGUUCCUUGGGCGGUGCGAUGACAUUCUUUUAGUCCCAGCGGUCCCCUUUGCCCUCCCCCCAAAGAGACAAAACAAGGCAAGUAGCAGAGCAUGGACCCCUAUUGUUUUCCCAGUGUCUAUUAUUCAAUAAAUUGUUACAAAUGUGUCUA
Messenger RNA from Gallus gallus (chicken), 15740 nucleotides. RefSeq names its product nuclear respiratory factor 1 (gene NRF1). Gene Ontology annotation, cellular component: nucleus. Lineage: Eukaryota; Metazoa; Chordata; Aves; Galliformes; Phasianidae. The transcript is spliced from 12 exons. Gene Ontology annotation, biological process: regulation of transcription by RNA polymerase II. The coding region runs from base 12582 to 14150 and encodes 522 amino acids. Gene Ontology annotation, molecular function: RNA polymerase II cis-regulatory region sequence-specific DNA binding; DNA-binding transcription factor activity, RNA polymerase II-specific. The record is from RefSeq and is a predicted model, not a curated record.